UAAAGGUAUAAAACAAACUAGUGAAUUUUAUAAUAUGAGAGAUACAACUUUAUGUAAAAUCACAGAUUCGUGCCCAAAUCUACAAUACCUAAAACUUGAAUCUUCUAAACUAUCUGAUAUAUCAUUGGAAAAAGUUGCCCGCUUAUGUACUAAUUUGCGUUGCUUAAAAUUGGAUUAUAAUAAACAUAUUACCGAUACAUCUAUAGUCCUAAUUGCAGAAAACUGCUCAUAUAUAGAAUAUCUUGGUUUAUGCGGGAGUAAUAUUACUGAUGCAUCAUUAAAACAGAUUGCUAAAUCAUGCUCAAAACUUUACAGUCUAAGUUUAAUUGAUUGCCAAAAAAUAACUGAUGAAGGUAUAUGCGUAAUUGCUUCAGCAUGUCUGAAUAUGCAAAAAUAUAUAUUGGAAGGGUGUGAAGAGAUUACUGAUAUAUCAGUUAAAAAAAUUGCGCAAUCCAACCCAAAUCUUAAAUAUCUUAACUUUAGUUGGUGCCUUGUAUUCGAUGAAUCCAUUUGUGCAAUAGCGCGAUCGUGCCCAAAACUUGAACAGCUUUAUCUUGAAGGUUGCAAUAUUACUGAUAUAUCUAUGUCCACAUUAGCAAAUUUACGCAAUCUCCAGAAGCUUGAUAUUGAGGAAUGCGAGAAAAUCAGUAUAAAUGCAAUCAUAUCCUUGUAG
Messenger RNA from Dentiscutata erythropus, 673 nucleotides. Lineage: Eukaryota; Fungi; Glomeromycota; Glomeromycetes; Diversisporales; Gigasporaceae. The record is from the annotation of a GenBank genome assembly.